GCCUGCGUUCAAUAACACACGCACCCGUCUGUAAAAAAAAAAAAAAGAGAGAGAGAGAGAGAAGUCAGGGAGGCGAAUUAAAGCUCUGGAGUGGUCACAAGAAAUCCAAACUUGUAAAGGAGGACACAUUUAUAAACUUCGACAGAGAGCAAAAGGUGAUGGCAGUGGCAGUCUCCAGGGAUCUUACGGUUCAGGUGCUGGAGGAUGUGAAUGCUGCCAAGCUGACAGACAGACAGCAGGCUCUGCGCAAUGCCAUCCAGAGAGGAGAGCCCAAAUGUCUGGGGGUGAGUCAGGUGAUGCUGGGGCUGAUGGUCAUGUCCUACUCUAUUCCCCUGCACUUCACUGAGGUCACUGAGGUGGUCAGGCUGGGAGUUCCCUGGUGGAGUGGGCUGACGUUCAUCACAGCUGGAGUGGUCGCCAUCAUCUUGGACAAAAACUGCACUAUGAAGAUUCUGUGGGUGUGUUUGAUAGUAAGCGUGGUGUCCACUGGGCUGUCAGUGAUUGCUGUGAUCAUCUACUCUGUGGACAUGGACAAGAAUCCUGAGGCUCCCUGCAUCAAGAUGGUGUAUGACCAGUGUAACGAGGAUCACUACGCCUCGAGGGUGAGCAGAGGAGUGAAGUCAUCCCUCCUUCUCUUCACUCUGGCCCAGACAGUUAUCUCUGCCGUUCUCUGCUUCCUUCUCUUCAAACAGAGGCGCAGCUUCGGACAAUACUCUUCUCUCAAUCCAGCUGCUCCAUCAAGCCCGACAACACUCAUCCCUCCUGACAUGGACUGAUCAGUGGACCAGUUGUCACUGAGGUGGUGGUAACUGAUAACCUGUUGUUCAGACUGAAUGUUUCUGUCUACUUGUAUCUAUGACUUAUCCAGUGUUCUACCUGACCUGUCACCAGCUGAGGAACAUCUACUUUCAAAUUGUUUGUAUGAAUGUAUGUCUGACCUGAAUAUUAGAUCAAUGGUAGAUUUCAGCCCAAUGAUUCAAAACUUCAAUGAACAGAGAGCUUUAAUAAAAGAAAAUAAGAAAUGAAUGAGUGGAAGAAAAAAUAACUCUAAUGGAUCAGCAUAAUGGUUCAAUAUGACAUGAAUAAAGGAGAUGAAAGAAAGAAAUUCUAAUACAUGAACAGAUAAACAAAUUGUUCUCUCCUGUAGUAAAACUAUCACAAUACACUUUUGUGGCCAUUAAAUGUGAAAUGCAUCCUGAUGAUGGUAGCAAACGGUCUGGGUGGUACAGGAUGCACAGCGCAGAAGUGGUGCCAUUUUUGGUGACUGUGAGCUCACAGUGCACCUGGGGCAUAGAUGGAGACAAAUCUGUUAUACAGACAAAACAACUGGUUACAUAAGUAUUCUCCUCAUUUAUAAAACAUACAUUACAAUCUGCAUGGUAAAAUAUCAGUAUAAUCAUUAUUCAAUUCUUAAACCACUGGAAGGUGUUUGUCUAUGAACCACUUCCGUAGAAAAUAAGUUGUCCUGACUUUGACUCCCAGAUGAACAACCUCACUUUGUAUAACUUGUAUGGAAAAAAAUGAUUUGCUGCUGUACUUUGUGUACAACUACAGUAAACUCACUGCUCCUCAAUCCAAGGCUGGUGUAAAUCAGUGACUGAGUAUUUUUAAACUAGUUCCUCUGAACCAGUUGACCCAAGGAUUUAAUCAUUUCAGAUCAAACCAUUCAAAAUAUAAGCGUACAUAAUCAACACAAUGAAAUUCUGUCAAAGAUGUCUGUUUACUGUGUUAAAGAGAUAUCCAGUUAGCAUGCUAACCAGCUAGCCCCUGCCCAUCCUGUCUCCUAAUACCACUUUGUACCUCAAGAGGUGAUAAUCUGAUAGACACUGUAGUUUCAGCUGGGAGAUGUAAAAGCAGCCAGUUCACUACUUAGUCUUAUAAGUCGACAACUUCCAAAAUGUUUAGAAAGGAAAUAUUUUAACAUUUAUUUUACUUAACAGCAAAGUGUACAAGUGUCUGAAUUCAACUUUCUCUCUUUUAUUGAACUAAGAGGAGCUUCAUCGCCUUGUUAACUCAUCAGUUUCAUUCAAACUGGACAGAAACUGAAUCAAAGUCACCAGAACAGUCUUGGUUUGUCUUUCCAGUCACCUCUGGUUUGGUCCAAAUAAAUCCUCAGUUCACAGAGUUCCAUUCCGGUUUCUUCCGCUUUUUCCGUGAGGGUCGCGGUCAGUUCACACAGUAAGAUGUGAACGUAUUCCAGUUCUACAUGCUGUUUUGACAAGCUGCUGAUGUCUGACCCUCUCUCUCUGCCUCUUCAUGCCUCUUGUCCAUGAGUGCCCGGGGCUCUGGUCAGUGCAAUGGACAGCCUUUUUCGGAGGCUUUUCAGCCAAAUCAGCAUGUAGAAUCGGCGGCGCCUUGUCUGUAAGAUAAAUCAUUAUGAUUGGAUGUUCAGGUUAACAGUUCAGAACAGAAAACAGAAAUAGCAAAAGAAAGGAGAUGCCCCUUGAUUCUGUCACUGUCAUAUCCAUGAUAUCCCUUAUUAAGUGCACUUUCUCCUAAUUAUUUUCUCCUCAGCCUCUUUACCAGCAGCAUUUGCAACUUUAUUUCAACCAUAUUUUCCAUUAAGAGUAGCUUUAUUAGUGAGAGUGGUGUCAAAAUCAGUAUAUCAGCAGAGAGGUAUUACCUUUCACAGAUCUGCAGAACGAACAAGCUUUUUGGCUUGUGAGUUCAAGUGCAUCUUUUUAGUCAAGAUAAAGGAGUUGCAGUUUUGUUUUUUGUUUUUUUUCUUACAAUUGACACCUUUAAAGAGGCACUAUGUAGUUUUGGAGAAGAAAUUCAAAUAUUUUUUAAUAGUUGCAAUAUUAAAGAGAUAGUAAGACAAACUCAGAAAUAUUUAUAUUUUCCAUGAAUGAAUAAACAAGCUGUUGUCAGAGGAAAAUAAGGUCCCAGAACAUUGUUUGAAGCUGGAAAGAUGGCAGGGUCCAAUAAAUAUAAACAAAGGUUAACAGUAUAAAUUGUGUUGUCCUUUAAGCUCAAGUCAAAGUCCAGACUACCAUCAGCUCCAAAAUAUGUGGUCAACAUGUAAAAGGUUGUUCACUCACCGCCCUCAUGAACAAUUAAGCAGAUUGACCAUUAAUGGAGCCUCUUCUAAAUAUUGACCUGAAUGAGAGGAAUAAUAAUACAGUUAUUUUGUGUCUUUUCUUUAUUUGUACUUCUACCCACCAGAGUUGUACUAAUUGAUCAUAAAUGGCACUGCAGUGCAGAGAGAGAGAGUUUAUGUGAAGAAAAAACCACUUGUUACCCUCUCUGCUGCACACCACACAGACACUGAGCCCUCUGACUUCUCUUGAUAAUUGAUUUGAAAAUGUUUCUGCAGUCUUCUGAUUGUGUUUUUUUUUGUGUGUGGUUAAGGCACUAAAUAUACUUUAUUAACACAUACACUGUUUUUCUUUAUCCAGAAUGUUGACACUGUUAUAGAAGAUGUGUUCAUCCAUUUUGUACUAACUCUCUCAUAUAGCUGUGCUUAUUUUCUACCAAAUUUUUAAAAAUCACAUGUACAUAUAUAUGAAUUAAAGCUGUGGUCUAAUCAGAUACAUUUUGUAUCAUACAUUAUCUAGGAGUGUAUGGGUUUAUGGGAGUGAGCUGUCACAUGUUUCAGAGCUGUAUGGAACAAAUGGAAGCAUCAGAUGUUAGUCCUGUCAACUCUGCAUCAUUUGCUCCUUUGCAUGCAUGUCCUGAUUUUUUCCUAUUAAUUAUUACAGGUAAUUAGUUAUUACAGGAAUGUUGACAUCAACAACCUGUGUAUGUUUAAAAAGUCAUCAAAAUUCAAUCAAAUGAAGACACAGUUCACAAAUA
Molecule: messenger RNA, 3795 nt
Organism: Acanthopagrus latus (yellowfin seabream)
Lineage: Eukaryota; Metazoa; Chordata; Actinopteri; Spariformes; Sparidae
Gene: tmem176
Product: transmembrane protein 176
Exons: 7
Coding region: 159-776 (205 amino acids)
Cellular component (GO): membrane
Source: RefSeq, a predicted model, not a curated record